Molecule: messenger RNA, 3155 nt
Organism: Tupaia belangeri chinensis (Chinese tree shrew)
Lineage: Eukaryota; Metazoa; Chordata; Mammalia; Scandentia; Tupaiidae
Gene: ADRA2B
Product: adrenoceptor alpha 2B
Exons: 1
Coding region: 278-1606 (442 amino acids)
Biological process (GO): regulation of vasoconstriction; regulation of smooth muscle contraction; G protein-coupled receptor signaling pathway
Cellular component (GO): plasma membrane
Molecular function (GO): epinephrine binding; alpha2-adrenergic receptor activity
Source: RefSeq, a predicted model, not a curated record
GCCCGGGCGAGACGUGGACGGCAGCGGGACUACUUGGAAAACUUGUCUGGGGCGGACCGGGAGACGCCGGCGCGGGUGGAAGAGGUUGUAGGAGGGCGGUGGCCGGCUCUCGGUGUACCCCCAUCUCCUAGGCCCGGCUCAGCUAGGCCAUGGGGCUCCAGAGCCUUCAGCGCCGCCAGGGAGGCGACCCCCUCGUCUAGCCGAGCGGGGCAGCGCUCUCGCCCCCGGGUGCGCGCGCUGGGCGAGCAGCGCUCCCCCUGGCCCGGUCGGCCCCAUCAUGGACCACCAAGAGCCCUACUCCGUGCAGGCCACCGCGGCCAUCGCGGCGGUCAUCACUUUCCUCAUCCUCUUCACCAUCUUCGGCAACGCGCUGGUCAUCCUGGCUGUGCUGACCAGCCGCUCCCUCCGCGCCCCGCCAAAACCUUUUUUUUGGGCGGCCGCCGACAUCCUGGUGGCUACACUCAUCAUCCCUUUCUCGCUGGCCAACGAGCUGCUGGGCUACUGGUACUUCCGGCGCACGUGGUGCGAGGUGUACCUGGCGCUCGAUGUGCUCUUCUGUACCUCGUCCAUCGUGCACCUGUGCGCCAUCAGCCUGGACCGCUACUGGGCCGUGAGCCGCGCGCUCGAGUACAACUCCAAGCGCACCCCGCGCCGCAUCAAGUGCAUCAUCCUCACCGUGUGGCUCAUCGCAGCCGUCAUCUCGCUGCCGCCCCUCAUCUACAAGGGCGACCAGGGCCCCCAGCCCCGAGGGCGCCCCCAGUGCAAGCUCAACCAAGAGGCCUGGUACAUCUUGGCCUCCAGCAUCGGCUCUUUCUUUGCUCCCUGCCUCAUCAUGAUACUUGUCUACCUGCGCAUCUAUCUGAUCGCCAAACGCAGCAACCGCAGAGGUCCCAGGGCCAAGCGGGGUCCUUGGGAGGGUGGGUCCAAGCAGCCCCGCCCUGUCCCUGACCGGGCUUCAGCCUCAGCCAAGCUACCAACCCUGGCCUCUUCUCUGGCUACGGCGGGAGAGGCCAAUGGGCACUCCAAGCCUCCUGGGAACAGGGAGGACGGGGAGACCCCUGAAGAUCCUGGGACACAGGUCUUGCCACCCGGCUGGGCUGCUCUUGCCAGCUCAGGCCAGGGCCAGAAGGAGGGUGUUCGUGAGGCUUCUCCAGAAGAGGAGGAGGAAGAGGAGGAAGAGUGUGAGCCUCCGGAAGUGCCUGUGUCUCCUGCCUCGGUUUGCAGCCCACCCCUGCAGCAACCACAAGGCUCCCGCGUGCUGGCCACCCUCCGUGGCCAGGUGCUCCUGAGCAGGGGCGUGGGUGCUGCAAGUGGGCAGUGGUGGCGCCGCCGGGCGCAGCUGACCCGGGAGAAGCGCUUCACCUUCGUGCUGGCUGUGGUCAUUGGUGUCUUUGUACUCUGCUGGUUCCCCUUCUUCUUCAGCUACAGCCUGGGCGCCAUCUGCCCGCAGCACUGCAAGGUGCCCCACGGCCUCUUCCAGUUCUUCUUCUGGAUUGGCUACUGCAACAGCUCACUGAACCCUGUCAUUUACACCAUCUUCAACCAGGACUUUCGCCGUGCCUUCCGAAGGAUCCUUUGUCGCCAGUGGACCCAGACGGCCUGGUGAGCCCGCCUGCCACUGCCUGUGUGGGGUGGUGCUAGCUGGCACCAGGGCCACCCUGCUUUUUGCCCUGCUUUCUGUGGCCACCGCCCUGGGGCUUUCUAGUCCCUGUCCAGAUCCUGCAGGCCUCAUCGUAGGAGCCCCUGGGAAGGGUGGGGCAGAGGUGCAGUUCACAGGGGUUCACGUGCAGGCUGGGCUGUGGGGGGGAUCAUCGGGGAUCGCUUCCCCGCCCCCUGCCAGAGCACAGGCAGGCAGAUGAGGCUUAGACCUCCCUGAAUGUAGCCAAGGCCAGCCUAGAAGGGAGUGCCUCCCUCCCAGAACUCAGAGCCCACCAGCCAAUGGGUGCACUGCCCUUUCCUGAGAACCCUAUGUUCCUGGGCCGAUCACUUGCUUGUGGUGUUUUUGUUUCUUUUUUAAACCUCCCCCACCCCCCCCAAAGCAGGAAACCAGCCUUUUCUUUCCCCCAGGAGGGCCUGCUGAGGAGGAGGAAGAAAGGAAGACUGUUCACCCACGUUGGGCACCCGUGGUCCCCAUCAGGCGCUGGAUGGGCGUUUAUGGGAUGGCAUCUCUGGGCCCUUCUUUCUCCUUUCCACUGUUUUUGAAUUUAUGGCUUCCUUACAGGCCAGCCCUGUGGUCCAGUCUUCUCCACCCAGCACCCCACUGGGAGCUGCUGAGCACGGAGGUGCCUUGGUAGGGCAGUCUGGAGGCCCAGCCUCUGCCUCGACGGGAGAUCCCUCAUCACUGGCAUUCACCCCCUGCAAAAACCGGGGUGACAAUACUUUGCCGCCUACUUGCUGUAGGGAGAUGAAAGGUUUUGUGGAAAGCUUUGAGCUCCGUGGGGGAAUGCACUCGAGAACCAGAAAGUGUGAUUAUCCGGCGCCAUAAAAACCCCGUUCUUUGUAUUUGCCACCGCCUGUCUUCCUGGAGACUUUUGUUCUGUGCCCGGGGUGUGUGAAUUUCUACCCCAAACUGGAAGCAGGGAGUGGCAGGCAGAAUCACUAUUUCAAGGGAAAGGAUGUCUUUGAGGACGUGUCCCUGUGCCUGCGAAGGUCUGAGUUAUUAUCUUGCACGACAGUGCCUCGGCGUUCCACCUGACACACCAAGAGGAUUUGCAGUGGCUCGGGGGCCCUCAGUGAGGGAUGAGUCUUUUGUCAUCAAAUAGGCAAAUUGUUUCCCCAAGAUAGCUAAAAAUAUCCACUCUGUGGAGCAGCCUGGAAUGAGAGGCUGUGGGGGUGGCAGAGCCCCCUGGGUGGGGUGUGCUGGGGCUGGAGCCAGUGAGCGAGGCCCCAUGGAUUUCUGGGGGAGCCUUCUGCUGAAAUGCCCAGGCAGGUCUGCAAGCCCAAACAUAACUAAUCCCACCCAAGCUGGGCCCGCUGGCCGUCUGGUCCCCAGACGUGUUGCUUCUGUGUGUUGACGGGGUUCUUCACGGGGGACCUUUCCUUCCUAGCCUAGGACCUGGCACCCAGAACAAUUUGGAGCAUGUAAAGGAUGUUUCCCGGGCCAGCCAGUGGUGUGGUGGUUAAAGUGGCUGGGUCCCACAUGGUUAACUUUACGG